AUUAUCACAUGUUCGGUUCUGCUCGUGGCAUGGGAACUUUGAAUGUAUAUUACUCCAGUAGUUCAGGCCAUGUGCAAAAUAUCUUUACAAAAAGUGGAAAUCAAGGAGACCAGUGGUUGUUAGCAGCCGUAGAAAUCCCACCGACAAGUGGACUAGUGAUUUACAUAGAAGGAAUACGAGGGAAGAGUUAUAAGAGUGAUAUCGCAAUAGAUGCUGUGACGGUCACAGAAGGGAACUGUGGUUGCACUGCCAACCCAUGCCUGAAUGGCGGGACGUGUACCAGUAGCGGCAGUGGAAGCGGGUAUUCAUGUCUCUGUGCCACUGGGUACGGUGGAACCAACUGUGACAAUAUAGUUGGAACUACAUCCUGUACUUUUACUGGAGGUAGCUGCUCUUUCCUGGUACAAUCCAACCAUGACUCUGCAGACUGGUCGUUUGGAACGAGCACGCCAAGCCGCUUCACAGGUCCCCAGUUACCUAUUGAUGGGACGUUUGCUUACACUGAAGCCUCUGGUCAACGCUGGGGAGCCACCUACAUACUGACCACAACAGGGACAGUGUUUGCCCAGCAGACAUGGUGCCUUUCCUUCGCGUACAAUAUGUAUGGCAGACAUAUUGGAACAUUACAAGUGAAUGCUGGAUCGUCUGGAUCACUGUCCACCUUAUGGUAUACAUCUGGAAAUAAGGGAAUCAACUGGCUUACUCAAAGGGUUACCAUUCCUUCAACGGCUAACCUUGUGGUUGACAUCAAAGGCAUCCGAGGAUGGAGUUAUCAGGGUGACAUCGCUAUAGACAAUGUAACCAUGACUCCCGGAGUCUGCUGAGAU
Molecule: messenger RNA, 827 nt
Organism: Saccostrea cuccullata (small rock oyster)
Lineage: Eukaryota; Metazoa; Mollusca; Bivalvia; Ostreida; Ostreidae
Product: MAM domain-containing glycosylphosphatidylinositol anchor protein 1-like
Exons: 7
Coding region: 9-824 (271 amino acids)
Cellular component (GO): membrane
Source: RefSeq, a predicted model, not a curated record